AUGUUCGCCAUUUUCCCUAUUUAAUCUUUGGUAAUGGCUUUUGCUAGUGCUAUUGGAACUAAAACUAUUCUAUAUUUGCACCCCUAAAUUUGUCUUGGUGGACUUGGCCUAGGAAUGAUAGUAAUUAUAUAAGCAAAUAUUUCAUUACCUUUAUAGUUUAUGAUACCUUUGUAUGUUGGUUGGAAAUGCUUCCCUCACAGAAAAGGCUUAGUCUGCAGUCUUAUAUUCCUAUCAAAUGGAUUGGGAACAAUCUUAGGCAAUAUUUAAUCUUCUUAAAGAAUAAACCCUGAUGGGAGAGAUCCGAUGUAUUAAAAUGACGUCAAAUCUAUAUAUAAGUACUUUGAUGAUGAGGUCAGCAUUAGAGUUCCUCCCUAUUUCACUUUAAUGGGAUUCUAAAUACUAGUAAUCUCCAUUGUAGCAAUACUCCUUAUUUGGCUACCUUAAGAAAAUCAUGCAAUAUAGAGAAGCCUUACUCUAUAGAGGAAAUAAAAAUUACUAAAUCAAGGAUUUGCGAAAUUAGUGAGUUGCCCACAAUUUUAUUAAAGUUACAUUCUCUUCUUUUUUGCAAUAAUGUUCUCCUAAUACAUCUUUAUCCAGUUCAAAGCAUUUGGCGAAUAAUUAGGACAUUCAGAUGUAUUCCUGACAUAUGCUGGUUCAGUAGCACUCUUUUUUAACGCACUAUCAAGGUUACUUGGAGGAAUGAUAUUAGAGAGAGUAUCUUUUAAGGAUUUCUUCAGCAUUCUGAUGGGUGCAUCCGUUAUUUUAUCAGCAACUAUACCUUAUGUUGGGCAGAAUGAAUUAGUUUUUACAUUCUAUCUAUGCAUUAUAAACUUCAUUUACGGUUCUAUAUUUGUUUCACUUCCUACUUUCUUUGCUUUUGUAUUUGGACCAGAGAAUGGAUCAUAUUUGUACUCAUAUUGCUUCACAGCUAAUUGCUUAUCUACUUUAACGCUUUCUUUAAUAAUAUUUGAAGCUUAGUAGUACAUAGGAUAUCCAGGUAUGAUGCUGAUUACUACUGUGUCAUCGUUAAUCGCUUUGUUUACUGUCAUUUUCAUGAAGUGUGAUCCCUUAGAAGAUGCUGAAGAUAUUUCUGAUUUUGGCAGAAGUAGAGUUUCGAUCUAUGAUAAAGGUCGAGUUGACUUUACUGUGAAUGACUGUUUCCCCGAAUUUUCCUACGUUUCAUUAAAUGCAGACAAGAUUCUUAAUAGAAGACAAGAAUAAAUAAAUAAAACUUAUGGAGAGAAUUAUACAAUGCUACUUUUGGGAAAUUAAAGUUUAACAUCAUAGCUCUUGGUUAACAAAAAUUCAACUAAAAUCAUUCAGUGA
Molecule: messenger RNA, 1326 nt
Organism: Stylonychia lemnae
Lineage: Eukaryota; Ciliophora; Spirotrichea; Sporadotrichida; Oxytrichidae
Source: the annotation of a GenBank genome assembly